Messenger RNA from Ogataea parapolymorpha DL-1, 1779 nucleotides. RefSeq lists its product as uncharacterized. The coding region runs from base 1 to 1779 and encodes 592 amino acids. The record is from RefSeq and is a predicted model, not a curated record. The transcript has a single exon. Lineage: Eukaryota; Fungi; Ascomycota; Pichiomycetes; Pichiales; Pichiaceae.
AUGGUUCUUGGAGGCAACUACAUUGCCCUGGAGACAUCCAAAAACCAGGUGGAUUUGUCGAAAGUUCGCCAUUAUGGUUUAUGGGCAUUUUUGCUACUCAACAUCGCCGUCUUUUUGCGCUUGUCUUAUUCAUUAUGGAACAUCAAAACUCCGAUAGCGCCAUUUAUAGAGUUGAAUGUCACAAACUUUGAGCAAUACCUUCAGCCUAUGGACUUUGCGAAUGCUUCUGCUGUUUUUAACGAGGUGUAUGAUGUUCUGAAGCAGAAAAAUGCGGAUAUCAAUCCCAUCAGUGUCAGUUUUAUCCCAGCCUACAUCCCAGAGGGGACAUUGUUAUACCAUUCCAAUCACCGUGGCCAGCCUCCGAAGACCGUUGAAUGGGUUGCUAUGGACUACGAGUUCAGCUAUAACUUUGCGCAUCUGAGUAGAAAUAGGCCAAGAAAAGGUCAAGGUCCUGGAGGCCCUGGUGGCCCUCCAAAUUUCAAGCCACCGGGAGGUAAAAGGCCAUCUCAUGGUGAUCAUCCGCCUAACUUUGAUGGCCCUUCAUCCUUGUUCACAUUCCAAGUUACCAAACCUCUAGACAAAGUCAUUGUCUUUGGUGGUGCGUCGGCUGCCAAAUCAUUAACAGGAGAAAUGGAUACACAAUUUGUUCUAUCUCAGGUUGCAGACUACGAUGAUUUUGAUGAGCGGAUUGCUGCGGAUAAGAUCUGCUCAUGGGGAAAAAAGCAUGGAGGUCUCGACGGAUACGUGCGUUUGGAGGUUGGCUUUGAAAUGGUUAUUUGCGAUUUUGAAGAGAAAAUGAUUCCAAUCUCCAACGUGUCGUUGGCAAAUGCAACGGAAUUUAUCGACUUUCCUCCGGAGAAAUUUGCGGAUCUUGACAAAAGAGAAGAUCUGAAUGCCGAAAGAAGUGCGGUCAUUGACGUUAUUGACGCAAUGUCAGGAUUUGAGCAUUAUCUCGCUGGUGCAAGGGCUUAUGAUGGUGACAAACGGAUUUUACUUGACUUCUCGAAGUUUGUGACUCCUCUAAAUAAAACAUUCAUUCAUCCAGAUCCAUAUCUUCGACGGAUCCACAAUAUUUCGUCGGAACUAAAGACUGACUUGGUCAACUCAGUGGAAGAAAUGCUGUCAACGCCAAAUGAUCCAUACAGCUCUACAAACUGGCAGGUAGUGACCGACUAUAUUGUUGACAAGUUUGCGCCAAUGCUUGUCAACUUAAACUCUUCUUUUGCUCUCUAUGGUCAACAUGAGGACUAUCAAACACUGGGAACCAACCUGACCGCUUAUACCUACAAUUUUAUCAGACGAUACCUGAGCGAACCUGAUCACGAGUUGCUUCCAAAACAUCGCGCAAUGGCCAUUUGGGACUACAGCCAUCCCUACCAGCCUUUGAAAUCGACGGCCGAUUUUUUCCUCUGGAACUCUAUUACCAUUGUUCAAUCGAAAAUAGUGGACACACUAUACAACUGCUUCUCCUUGAGCAAGACGCUGCUAUCCCCAUUGACUGGAGCCACGCUUCCUAAGGACAUAGAUGAUCAGAUUACAAAAGCCAAAACUGAGCUAUCUGAUCUCCUUGAGAGUUUGCAUUGGGCAUACUACUACAGAUGCUCCCAGAGCUGUAACUUUGACGAGCUUUGUUUCGUCCCUACCUGGGGACCCUCCCCACUUGGUUUCAGCAAUGCCAACUCUACUGGCUUUUAUGAUGACGGUAGUGGAAGAGCAAGAAUUGAAAAGGAACUCAGAUGCAUUAAUUACGAUUUGCUUCUUCAGAACAAACGUGGCUGA